Megalops cyprinoides (Indo-Pacific tarpon) is the source of this 1278-nucleotide messenger RNA. Its product is annotated as protein SET-like. The record is from RefSeq and is a predicted model, not a curated record. Gene Ontology annotation, molecular function: histone binding; chromatin binding. Gene Ontology annotation, cellular component: nucleus; chromatin. NCBI's taxonomy places the organism in Eukaryota, Metazoa, Chordata, Actinopteri, Elopiformes, Megalopidae. The transcript is spliced from 8 exons. The coding region runs from base 239 to 1069 and encodes 276 amino acids. Gene Ontology annotation, biological process: nucleosome assembly.
CGUGAGGCGCGUGCAUCAGGAAAAGGGAGCGCGUGAGUGAGCUCGAGCUCUGUGGUGGUGGCGGCGAGUGAGUGUGUGUUGAGCUCUCUCUCUCGGGUUUAUAUUGUGGAGGAGCGCGACACACGUUGUAUUCGCACUUCUACAGCUAAGGGAAAAAAUAAGUUUUCUCCUUGAGGAGAGACGAAAGCAGAGAAAGCGUACAUAUUCUGAAACGACUAAUUCUCAGUCUGCGAAAACCAUGUCGGCCUCGGCGGCUAAAGUGAGUAGAAAGGAGCUAAACUCAAACCAUGACGGAGCGGACGAGACCUCCGAAAAAGAGCAGCAAGAAGCAAUUGAACACAUCGACGAAGUACAGAAUGAAAUUGACAGAUUGAACGAACAGGCCAGUGAGGAGAUUUUAAAAGUAGAACAGAAAUACAACAAGCUACGCCAGCCGUUCUUCCAGAAACGCUCGGAACUGAUCGCCAAAAUCCCCAACUUCUGGGUCACGACAUUCGUCAAUCAUCCACAGGUCUCUGCUCUUCUUGGCGAGGAAGAUGAGGAAGCUCUUCAUUACCUAACCAGAGUGGAGGUGACAGAGUUUGAAGACAUCAAGUCGGGUUACAGAAUAGAUUUCUACUUUGAUGAAAAUCCAUACUUCGAAAACAAAGUCCUGUCCAAAGAGUUUCACCUGAACGAGAGCGGAGACCCAUCCUCAAAGUCCACGGAGAUCAAAUGGAAGGCAGGAAAGGACCUGACAAAGCGUGCCAGCCAAACACAGAACAAGGCAGGCAAGAAAAGGCAACACGAAGAACCAGAGAGCUUUUUCACCUGGUUCACCGACCAUUCCGAUGCAGGUGCAGAUGAAUUGGGUGAGGUCAUCAAGGAUGACAUCUGGCCCAACCCCUUACAGUACUACCUGGUCCCUGAUAUGGAAGACGAGGAGGGAGAGGGUGAGGACGAUGAUGAUGACGACGAAGAGGAGGAAGGGCUGGAAGACAUUGAUGAGGAAGGAGAUGAGGAUGACGGAGAGGAAGAUGAAGAGGAUGAUGACGGGGAGGAAGGAGAGGACGAUGGGGAGGAUGACUGAAGGCCCAGAAAGGACAGAUUUCCACCCACCCUCUUUCCCUUUUUUUCCCUUUUAAUUCUCCUCUAAUCCUUGGGAGCAAGAUGCUUUGUUGGUUUUUUUUUUUUUUUUUUUUUCUUUUUGUGCUCCGUCUCCUUGUUCUACCGAAGCCUUUCCGGUCCAUGCCAUGUCUAACACGCGUGUAUUCCCAGGACAGACUUUGCAUCGGAAAA